AUGUCUCCUGCAAAACCACUUGUAUCCUUAUUGUCUCACAGAUUGCUGCUUAUAUUUUUUGCAGAAACAUCUAAUCCCUCUGACUCAGUUGCUCUGACAGCAAACUUCACAUUUGUAGCCCGUGACUCGAAAACUGGUAAAUCGGCUCUGAUUAACCAGAUCUCACCUGAGACUGAAAGAGAAAAAUUGCUUUGGGAAGGAGCAGAACAAAGGAACAAACUGAGAAAAAAGAAGGGGGGAGAACAGAGAAAUGAUAUUGAGAAUGGGGAAGUGAAUAGGCAAAACUCUUUGCUGGCUGAAGGUAGGGUCUUCUCUGAUAUGCCAGCUUUGGCAGAUAGAGAUAGCAUUCUUAUAAGGGAUACUUGCCUUCAGAACUCUUUGAUUUGCCAGCCACAACAAAGGAACAUCCACGGUCGGAUUUUUGGAGGAUUUUUAAUGCGACGGGCUUUUGAACUGGCUUUUGCAACAGCCUAUGCUUUUGCUGGGAGCGCACCAGGCUUUCUUGAAGUUGAUCAUGUUGAUUUCUUAAAACCUGUGAGUAGUCGCCCCAUUACCUUCCUUGCAUCUAAUAUACUAAUUUGA
Messenger RNA from Ilex paraguariensis (yerba mate), 582 nucleotides. The record is from the annotation of a GenBank genome assembly. NCBI's taxonomy places the organism in Eukaryota, Viridiplantae, Streptophyta, Magnoliopsida, Aquifoliales, Aquifoliaceae.